UUACACGUCAAACUAGGUCCACUUUUGAGAGAGAGAAGCCUAUCAGCUCUCAUUGUUUGGUCAUUGUUGUGGUUAAAGUUAACAGCUUUCUUCUUCUGUCUCUCAUCUCUUUCUAAAGUGAGCCAAAGCAAAUCAGCAAUGGCGGCCACUAGAGUGAUAUCCACUAUAGCAGCAAGCAAUAGCCGAGCCGCCACCACUUCCUUGCUAUUGAAAGGUCCGUUUCGAUCAUCUCACAGUCUCAGUUUGUGCUUCAACAACAGAUUGGUACCCAAGAAAAGGUCUUUUACUUGCACUGCUCUUUACAAGCCCUUCGAUGUUCAGACCAAAGAAGAAGGCCAACCCGAAACCCUUGAUUACCGGGUUUUCUUCGUCGAUGAUUCCGGCAAAAAGGUUUCUGCUUGGCAUGAUGUACCACUGCACCUGGGUGAUGGUGUUUUCAAUUGUAUUGUUGAAAUACCAAAAGAAUCAAGUGCGAAGAUGGAGGUUGCUACCGAUGAAAUAUACACCCCCAUAAAGCAGGAUACCAAAAAGGGAAAACUUAGAUAUUAUCCGUACAACAUAAAUUGGAAUUAUGGAUUGCUUCCACAAACAUGGGAAGACCCAUCAUUUGCAAACUCUGAAGUUGAUGGGGCAUUUGGAGACAAUGAUCCAGUUGAUGUUGUUGAGAUUGGUGAAAGUCGUGGAAAGAUAGGCCAGAUUCUGAAGGUCAAGCCCUUAGCUGCUUUAGCCAUGAUCGAUGAGGGGGAGCUAGACUGGAAAAUAGUUGCAAUUUCUUUGGAUGAUCCAAGAGCUUCACUUGUUAAUGAUAUUGACGAUGUUGAGAAGCAUUUCCCGGGGACUCUUACCGCAAUCAGGGACUGGUUUAGAGACUACAAGAUCCCUGAUGGAAAACCUGCUAACAAGUUUGGUCUUGGCAACAAAGCAGCAAACAAGGAUUAUGCUCUUAAGGUCAUCACUGAGACCAAUGAGUCCUGGGCUAAACUUGUCAAGAGAUCUAUUCCUGCUGGAAAGCUAUCUCUUGCGUGAAUGUCACUUGUGAAGCUGGAGGUGCUGUGGCUUCUGCUUGUUUUCUUCUCAGUGAGACACCAUAGAUCUUCUCUGUUGCAAGCCUGGUAAUUUCAUUUGUUGACAUGAAAAGCAAUUUUUUCCUGUUACUGAGCUGGAUUUUUCGACGAAUAUUGUUUUGUUUUGUCUGAUUAAAUGUCGGUACUCUAUUUGACCAAUAAAUAAAAUUACUUUCUUCCA
This is a messenger RNA of Cornus florida, 1245 nucleotides long. RefSeq names its product soluble inorganic pyrophosphatase 6, chloroplastic-like. Lineage: Eukaryota; Viridiplantae; Streptophyta; Magnoliopsida; Cornales; Cornaceae. The record is from RefSeq and is a predicted model, not a curated record. Gene Ontology annotation, biological process: phosphate-containing compound metabolic process. Gene Ontology annotation, molecular function: inorganic diphosphate phosphatase activity; magnesium ion binding. Bases 139 to 1026 code for a protein of 295 amino acids. The transcript has 6 exons. Gene Ontology annotation, cellular component: cytoplasm.